AUGAAGACCACCUCAGCUAUCAUCGCGGCUUCUGCCCUAGCAGGUACAGCUUAUGCUCAGGCUAACGCUACUUCCAUCGUACAGAAUGGGUUGGGAUACUUGUCAGGAGGUUGUAUUUCAACUGUAUUGUCGUUGAGCGAGAGCAGUUCGCCUUUGAACCAGUGUCUCGAUGGGAAAUUAUUAGCUUCUAUUGUUACUGGCAACUCAUCAAUCAUUGAACCAGUUGGAAAUUACCUCGACGAAUUCUGUUCAUCCCAACCAUGUUCCAAUGAAACUCUCACCAACGCCACCCAAACCCUCUUGAGUGGAUGUGCGACCGAUUUGACAAAAUUCGGAUUGACCAACCAGACUGUUGAGUGGGCCGUUGCUCAAUACCCCUUGGUCAGAGAUGUAUUGUGUUUGAAGACUUCAAACCCAUUUACCGGUAAUGGUACUUCCUCAUCCAACUCCACUUCUUUAACCAACUCUACUUCCUCAUCCAACUCAACCAACGGUACCUUUUGCGCCACCUCCUUACUUACCGAGUUCGAAUCAUACCUUGGUGAACCUCUUACUCCAACCAAUAUCGCCACCAUAGCUUUGGGAGGUAAUAGCUCUGCCGUUGACGCUAUCAAGUCCAUCCCUCCUACUGCCCUCUGUGACGAGUGUAUCUUUGGUGCAUUGUCGUUGAUCGAAGAACAAUACCCUCAAUUAGGCCAAAUUCGAAUUGGAGGAGACAGUACCGGUAACAUCACCGUCAACUCAUUCCUUGAACGAACUUGUAACGCUACUACCUCUGGUAACUUCACUGUACCUACCAACGGAACCUUGCCAACCAACAUCACCGAAUCAGCCGUCAACUCCACUUUGACUCCUGUCAACGGUACUGCCCCUCAAGCCAACUUGACCGCUGCUUUACCUACUCAAUUCUUCCCCUCGGUUACCUCUGAACUUGCCUCGCUCACUGCUUCAGCCACCGGAUCCGGAGCUGCUGCAGGUUUGAUCUCUAGCGCUGAGAGUGCCGUCGCCAGUGCCACUGCUGCUACUGGUCCAGGAGCUUCUGACUUGGUUUCUAGCGCUUCAAGCUUGGUUGCCAGAGCUGCUGUCACCGAUGUGAAGAAGAGAUGGAUCGGUCAACAAUAA
Messenger RNA from Kwoniella botswanensis, 1122 nucleotides. RefSeq lists its product as uncharacterized. The transcript has 4 exons. The record is from RefSeq and is a predicted model, not a curated record. NCBI's taxonomy places the organism in Eukaryota, Fungi, Basidiomycota, Tremellomycetes, Tremellales, Cryptococcaceae. The coding region runs from base 1 to 1122 and encodes 373 amino acids.